Messenger RNA from Arachis duranensis, 588 nucleotides. RefSeq lists its product as uncharacterized. The coding region runs from base 1 to 588 and encodes 195 amino acids. The transcript has 4 exons. NCBI's taxonomy places the organism in Eukaryota, Viridiplantae, Streptophyta, Magnoliopsida, Fabales, Fabaceae. The record is from RefSeq and is a predicted model, not a curated record.
AUGGCGGCGAUGCCUAACUUGGUUUACACGAUUCAAGCGGGCACUGCUGCGACUAUUCAUGCUAUGGGACAAAUAGGGCAACCAGCCGAGAGCGAAAAUGGAGAAGGGACUAGGAACAGUUUAGGUGAUGUCCUGAGAAAUCUAGCUGAAUUUUUGAAAAUAACUUUCUAUAAUAAGUUCUUUCAUGAGGUACUGAGAGAGGUCAGAGAGUUAGAGCUCAUACGGCUAAAGCAAGGGGUCAUGACUGUUAUUGAAUACACCAGCAAGUUUGAGGAACUCUCCAAUAACUGUCGCCAUGGAGGAAACCAAAAUGCAGGUGAUACAGAAUCAGAUCCUCUAAGGAGAGACGACAUCCUAGUUUACUCAAAGACGGCGGAAGAGCAUGAAGAGCACAUGAGAAUUGUGUUGCAAAUCCUGAAGGAGUGGAAAUUCUAUGCCAAGUUGUUGAAGUAUGAGCUUCGGAAAGAGGAAGUCAAGUUCUUAGGCCACAUAGUGAGUAAAGGUGGAAUAGAGGUGGAUCCUUCAAAAGUGAAGGAGGAUGGCAAUGGGAGACCUAAUACGAGAGAGAUUACCAAUAAAUGCUUGUGA